Columba livia (rock pigeon) is the source of this 1938-nucleotide messenger RNA. RefSeq names its product tartrate-resistant acid phosphatase type 5-like. The record is from RefSeq and is a predicted model, not a curated record. Gene Ontology annotation, biological process: bone resorption. NCBI's taxonomy places the organism in Eukaryota, Metazoa, Chordata, Aves, Columbiformes, Columbidae. Gene Ontology annotation, molecular function: ferrous iron binding; acid phosphatase activity; ferric iron binding.
GGGGCUGGGUCCCUCGGGCACUUGGGUGGGGACUGGGACCCCCGGACACCUGGGUCCCCCGGACAUCUGGGUCCCACGGGCGCCGUCCGCAGAUGCUGGCGCUGCUGUGGGGUGAUGGUGAUGGCGACGGCGGCGGCCGGGGGGGACCCCGGGGGGGGCCGUGCAGUUUCCUGGUGGUCGGUGAUUGGGGGGGCAUCCCCGAGCCCCCCUUUGCCACCCCCCGCGAAGUGGCCACAGCGGCCGCCAUGGGCCGCGCGGCCACCGAACUGGGCGCCGACUUCGUGCUGGCGCUCGGGGACAAUUUCUACUACAAGGGGGUGCGGGACGAGUGGGACCCCCGGUUCCAGGACACCUUCGAGCGCGUGUUCUCGGUCCCGGGGCUGCGGAACCUUCCCUGGUUCGUCUUGGCCGGGAACCACGACCACGCCGGGAACGUCACCGCGCAGAUGGCGUACGGACGGCACUCGCCGCGGUGGCACUUCCCGCACUAUUUCUACAGCCUCCGCCUGUCGCUGCCCGGCACCAACGCGUCAGCGCGGCUGCUGCUGCUGGACACGGUGCUGCUGUGCGGGGGGGGCGACGACGCCGGGGGGGGCCGCCCGCGCGGGCCCCGGGACGCGGCGGCCGCGGCGGCGCAGCUGCGGUGGCUGCGGCGCCGGCUGGCGGCGGCGCGCGGGGACCGGUUCGUGCUGCUGGCCGGGCACUACCCGCUCUGGUCGGCCGGCGAGCACGGCCCCUCGGGCUGCCUGCGGCGCCUGCUGCGCCCCGCUGCUGCGCCGCCACCAGCGCCACGGCCCUACCUGAGCGGCCACGACCACAACCUGCAGUUCCUGCAGGAGGGAGGCGUGGCCUACGUGGUGAGCGGCGCGGGGAACUUCGUGGAGGCGUCGCGGCGCCACGCGGGGGCGCUGCCGCCCGGCGCCCUGCGCUUCUUCUUCGGCGCCCCCGCGGCGCCCGGCGCGUUCGCGCACGUGCGGCUGCACCCGCGCGCGGCCACCGUCACCUUCCUGGAGAGCACGGGCCGCGUGCUGUACCGCGUGACCCUGCCGCCGCGCGACCCCCUGACCCCGGGCGCCGGCCCCCGGGCUGCGAGCGGGGCGGGACCCCCCGGAGCCCGGGGGAGCCCCCACAAUAAAGGCUUUGGGGGGAGAAGCCGCCAGCGGCCGCCCCGAAACCGCCGCGUUUCGCCCCCGAAAUCGCCGCGUUUUCGCCCCGAAACCGCCGCGCCCCCGUCCCGGUUCGCGGGCGAUUGGGGCGGGAAGGGGGCGCGGCAGCGUUCUGGCCACGUGACCCGCCCCCCCGCCGCCGAUUGGGUGGAGGUCGCGGAGCCAUCGCCCAAUGGAUGCGAGGGAGGGCGGAAGGGGCGGGGCGUGGGGCCGUUCCGGUGCGGGUCCCGCCGCCGCCCCGCCAUGGGCCGCCGCAAGUCGAAGCGGAAACCGCCGCCCAAGAAGAAAGUGACGGGGACGCUGGAGACGCAGUUCACGUGCCCGUUCUGCAACCACGAGAAGUCCUGCGACGUCAAGAUGGACCGCGCCCGCAACACCGGGGUGAUCUCCUGCACCGUCUGCCUGGAGGAGUUCCAGACGCCCAUCACCUACCUGUCAGAGCCCGUGGACGUUUACAGCGACUGGAUCGAUGCCUGCGAAGCCGCCAACCAGUGACGUCCCUGUGCCGGGGGGCGUCGCUGCCCCCUGUCCCCCCAGGGUGACGCUGUCCUUGUCCCCCCCCCCGGCCGCUCUGUGGCAUUUUCGUUGUUGUCUCCGUUUCUGUCCUCAGACACGGGGGCUCCGGUGGCGACCCCCGAGCGCGUCCCCUGGACACUGAACCGCAGGGCGGCCCGAGCGCUGCGGGGACACGGGGGACACGGGGGCGGGUGUGCGGGGUGACACGUUUUUGGCAGAACCCCUCCCAAUAAAUGCCCUCGCGGGCUGGGCCGGG